This is a messenger RNA of Balaenoptera musculus (blue whale), 6505 nucleotides long. RefSeq names its product peptidase inhibitor 15 (gene PI15). Gene Ontology annotation, cellular component: extracellular region. Lineage: Eukaryota; Metazoa; Chordata; Mammalia; Artiodactyla; Balaenopteridae. The transcript is spliced from 5 exons. The record is from RefSeq and is a predicted model, not a curated record. The coding region runs from base 31 to 807 and encodes 258 amino acids.
UCUGUGGCCUCUCUCUCUCCACCUCUCAAAAUGAUAGCAAUCUCUGCCAUCAGCAGUGCACUCCUGCUCUCCCUUCUCUGUGAAGCAAGUGCCGCCGUCUUACUCAAUUCCACUGACUCAUCCCCGCCAACCAAUAAUUUCACUGAUAUUGAAGCAGCUCUAAAAGCACAACUAGAUUCUGCGGACAUCCCCAAAGCCAGGCGGAAGCGCUACAUUUCGCAGAAUGACAUGAUCGCCAUUCUUGAUUAUCAUAACCAAGUUCGGGGCAAAGUGUUCCCACCAGCAGCAAACAUGGAAUAUAUGGUCUGGGAUGAAAAUCUUGCAAAAUCUGCAGAGGCUUGGGCAGCUACUUGCAUUUGGGACCAUGGACCUUCUUACUUAUUGAGAUUUUUGGGUCAAAAUCUAUCUGUACGAACUGGAAGAUAUCGCUCUAUUCUCCAGUUGGUCAAGCCAUGGUAUGAUGAAGUGAAAGAUUAUGCUUUUCCAUAUCCCCAGGACUGCAAUCCCAGAUGUCCUAUGAGAUGUUUUGGCCCCAUGUGCACACAUUAUACACAGAUGGUUUGGGCCACUUCCAAUCGAAUAGGAUGUGCAAUUCAUACUUGUCAAAACAUGAAUGUUUGGGGAGCUGUAUGGCGCAGUGCAGUUUAUUUGGUAUGCAACUAUGCCCCAAAGGGCAACUGGAUUGGAGAAGCACCAUAUAAAGUAGGGGUACCAUGUUCAGCUUGCCCUCCCAGUUACGGGGGGUCUUGUACUGACAAUCUUUGUUUUGCAGGAGUAACGUCAAACUACCUAUACUGGUUUAAAUAAGCUUGUCUUUUCCUCCAGGAAAUAUAAUGGUUUCUGGGAAUCAUAGGCAUAUAUAUAUAUUGAGUUUUGCACAUAUUAUACAUAUUUUAUCAUAAUCUUGUUUUCCUUUUAUUAUUCAUUGUAUAAAUUAGUGUUUGUCUAUAAUGUUUGUUUAAUCCUUGGAGGUAAACAAAGCAUCCAUUUCUGUUUUCUGACCUCUAAGCCUAAAUUAAAAUAUUGUGUAUGUAGUAUUGACACAGUUGAUGCAUCCAAUUCCAAAACUUGUUUUCCAAAGGAAUUAUGUUCUUAAGGAAUACAAUAUAUAUUUGGCCUAUAAUGUAUGUGUGUGUAUAUAUACACACAUAGAUGAUAUAACACAUAGAAAGUAACAUGAUUUUGUAGUUAACUUGAGGGAAAUUUUUAAAAAUCCUAUUCUAAAAUGUAUGUGAGGUGGUGGGACAUCUUCAGCACCCACUUCUAUAAUGCCCCAAAAGUGAUAAUUUGCAAAAUAACACUCAGUAAUAUCUGGACAUAAUAAUUUAAUUAAGCAACCACAGAUUUCAUUCUGGAGAUAUUUUAUCUCACUUGGGUUCACCAAAAGAUACUCUUGAUUUAUGUAAGGUUCAAAUCAUGCCUUUUGCUUAAUCUCUUUUAUUGAAUCCUGUGUUGAGUGGUUACGAUGGGCAAGGCACUCUGAUAGUUAUGUUCUGAUCAUGCAAAGAUAAUAUGAUAUGAUUCCUGACUUCAAGAAGCUCACAAAAAUAUUCAAGAAAUAAUGCCACCUAAUUAUAUUGCUGUAAAAUUAUUACUUUUUUAACAGAUUUAUUUUUCAUGUAAUUUUGAGGAAGUGAGUGCAACAACAUUCACAUGUAGUUGGAAUAGGUGAUAGGCCACACUGUGUAAUAUGUAAGGCUUCUGAUUAGCAUGAAAAUGUAGCUAUAGCGUCUGGAACUAAAUGAGGCAGGGAAAAAUUAACAACUGCCUAGGGAUUCCUGGGUGAGAGUAAAUAGUUGUGAUUUUGGAAGGUAGAAAGCAAGACCUAAGUAAACUGAGAAGGUCCAAGAGAAGUAAGAUUCAGGACACAGGUAUGAAAAGUCACGGAAAUAGGGUUACUGCACACACACACACACACACACACAAACACACACACACACACACAAACACACACACACAAACAGGUGGAGAGCUUCUGAAGGGCAUAUACUGAAGGUCUAGUGUAACUUGAAGCCUUUCAGCAGGAGGUGAGGGAUGUCAGAAAUAAACAUUGUAGGUGUCAAGGACACCUCCAGCUCUCCAUUGCUUUGCCCAUCCUUACUUGGUGAGAAUCAGUCUAAUCACCAUGGUCCUUGAGCAUCAUGUGCAAGUUCCCAUGUGCACACCACAGACAGUUAUGAUUUUGUUAAAGGGGCCUCUUCAGAUGAUUUUCUAAGGAUUAAUUACUAAAUUUUUUUCCUAUAUCUAAGUAGAAGAAUAAUUUUCAGUUCUCCAUUAAGUUUGGUGGAAAUCAAAGUCACUAUGAAAAUUCCACUCAUGUGACUUUGAAAAUGCUUAUUUCCAAGUCAGGGAAUCACUUUCAGAGAGGAGAAUUCAACACAUGGGUCAAGACACUUAACACAUUACAUUUCAAGUGUGCAUGCAUUUGCGUGCAUGUGUGCGUUUGUGUAUGGUUCAGGUUAUGCAAUGCCUCAACAGAAUCACAGAAUAAGUAAACACGGUUAGUUCCAGAGUACAAAUAACAGAAGAAAACUACUUGUUUAAAAUUCCCUACACAUUUGCAAUUUCUUAGGGUAGAUGCACUGAAAGAUGACAGAUAGUUAAUUAAAUCCAAUGGGGGAAACAUCCACCGUCUGAAGUUCAGGUUUACAUGAUGACAAACAAUUGGCCUGAUUCCUUUUACAAACUGAAUCUGACCAAAUGUUUUCAUAUCAUACUACUUUGCUUUUGUGGGAACAUAUAGAGACUUUAUCAAAACUAAAUAUUUUUGGAGACUAAAAUGAAAAAUAGAAAUAACAGUAAGAAUCAGGCCCCAAAUCAACUUCUAGCUAACAUAUAUAUAGGCAGUUGAAGAGAAACCUCAUUAGUGGGAUAUUCAUUUGAUUUUAUCUAGAAAAUAUUUCCUUCCUUGAGUUUGCUAAACUAGUUCUACAGAAGUAUUAAAAGUACUAUUAAACCAAAAAAGGUUACUAUCAGUUCCAGUUCUGUUGCUGGUUUACUUGUGUAGCGUGGUUUCUCAAGUCUCAAAAAGUAUAAUGAUAUUUUGUCAUGUGAAGGUAAAAUUACCAUAUUAACAGAAAUGCAUGAAUAUUAAAAUUAUCAUUAAUGUUGUGAAAUUUUAUUUGAGAUAAAAUUAUUUGAGCUCCCCUUUGGCAGAAAUUCUGUCUUAUCUUUGUAUUUAUACCAGCUUCUUAUAUAGUGGCUGUAAUGUAAUAAAUGUUUACAUGAAUGGGUUUUUAGAAUUAACUAAAAAGUCGAGUAUUGCAAGAAUUUAGAGGAACCCCACCUUUCCAUGUUUCAUUAAAACAAAAAUGUCUUAAAUACAAAGCUUUGAGUGCAUCAACAAUCCAGAUAAAUCAUCAAACAUAUCAGAUUAUGACUAUGGUUCACACACUCAUAACUUGUACACAACAGUCCUUUCCAAAUCACAGCUAGAACUGUAAGUUUAUUUAUAACUUAACAACUCAGCUGAAAAUAUAACGGGUAUAUUUGUUAUUCUAUCUGUACUUUUUAAAGUUAGUAAUAUGAAGUGGCCAUGUGAAAUGUUUUAUUUUCCAGGCUAAAGCAAAUGAAAGUUUGCUAGUAUCAACACAGAGUGUCAUAUUUUUUCACAGCAUGCAACAAUGGUGCUAGGAUAGCUAUUUCUCACUGUAAUUCCCAGAGCACAAAGGGUGUGGGUAUAAGCUAUUUCAAGAGCAGCUUUAAAUAGUCAUUACUGAGGUUUUCAUUUUAAUAGGUAUCAUUCAAAAGAAAUAGUAAUUGGCAUGCAUAUUCUACAGCAUUGGUUUUAUCUUUGGUAUAGAUUUUUCAUGUCAUCCUUUAUUCAGUAGAAAAGUAAACAAUUUCUGUCUCGAUAUAGAUUUUUUUGGCUUCCAUGUCAUCAAAAGACUGGAAAAAUGACAAUUUUCACUGUUAAACUGAUGGAUUUCUUUACAGAAUUGUAUUUGAGUUGUGUAGGCACACCCUUAAUGUUGCUGGUUAUGAUGGAUAAGCAUGCUUUUAAAAUGUGGCAGAAACAGUUUUUAUUGUUACCAUGUUUUUGUCUGUCCAGUAGUUUAAGCAUCACUUCUGUGGUCCAUUAGGGCUUCCCUACCAAAUUCAAUUGGCAGUGCUGUGGUGUUCAUUCGAAACCUUCAUGGAAAUAUUCAUUUGAAAGCUCCAUGCAGCUUUAGCAAAGAGCUCACCAAACACUAGGGAAAGUUCAACCCGAUACAAUUUACUCAGAAUAUUUGAACUGAAACAAUAUAUCUUUUUCUCAUUAAUACAUGCUUGUGUUAGAUCAACUUAUAACAUCUACAUAAGCAAAUCUAAAACACACUCAGGCCAGUUAUGUGUUUUGUGUUCAUAUCCUGCUUAACAUAAGUUAAACAGAUAAUUUGAAUGUGUCCAGGAAGGAAAAGUCAUGCUUAACCUGGGGUCUGCCUUCUCCCCCGUGUGUAACAGCAUUCCUUAUGUUCCGCAGUAGCAUAGGACACAAAUCUUGACAUGGAUGGAGGGAAGCCUUUUCCUGCAGAAGUGUUUAGGUAGAGUGAAAUUAGAUUUCUAUCAAUGUCUAAUAUUACCUUUGUUUUAUAUAUUUUUUUUGUAUUGUUGUUAUAUGUGUGAGGGAAGACAUAUUUAAAUGCAUGCAGAAUGAUUUUUAAAAAUUAUGUCAUGGUCUGACUUUGCCUUAUGAGAGGUCAAUCAAAAACUUAGAAAGUUACACAAUUCACUGGUUAAUGGUGCUGAAAAUGCGUAACAACCACCGUAUGCUUGCUACAAUUUUGAAGUUUCUUUGGAAUUAAAGUUUUUAUUAAGUGUGAACUAUCAGUAUCUAUUCUGGUGCUAAAUACGUGGUGCUAAAUGAAUUGUUAGUGUUAGGAGCUUAGGGACUCUCUUUUUAUUCAUAGUUAAAAGUGUUAUCCAUUCAAUUCCUGAUUUAGAAAUAUUAAUAAAGUCCUAUUAAAUUAAUCUUAACCAAAAUAAGCCAGUGCACUUAAUUUUUUAAUCUAAUAGCCCAACAUUAUUUAGGUGUUACAGAAUGUAAAUAUAUUUCUUAGAAGUUUUCAAUUUUUUUUAAAGGCAUUUUUUAGCAUGCCGAUGUAAAAUUCCAGUAAAGGUUAGAUUACACCUACACCAACCAUACUGCAGGCACCGGCGCCCUCUGGUGGUUAUAAGAACAAAUUCUUGAUGGCUACCUGGCCUGCAACAAAACCAUUUCUUCUGUUCAAUAAAAAUUUAAGCUGAACAGUUUUAAAUUCUUGGAUACUCUCUAAAUCCGAGAGCAUUAAAAAGUGCUUGACUCUAUUGACAUAAUAUUCUAGGAAGAUAAUAGAGAUAAUAUAUCUUGACAUCCAUUUUCCUAAAUAAUAAUAUUUUUUUUAAAUGAUAUUCCAGAUCUGAGGUGCUUAUUAAAGUGUUCUUUUUUUGAAGUAGGUAUUAAUAAAAUACAUUUUUAAUUUUGUUUACAUCAUAAAUACAAUAAGAGUUAAAAUUAGCAAACAGAAUUAUAGUGUGCCUCACUUUCAGAAGUGAUCAUUUAUAUUAAAACAAUUAAUUCCAUAUAUCAAAGGAUUAUCUCUCCACUUUUAUGUGUUGAUCUAUAAUUUGAUAAUGUUUUUUGGUCAUACUAUUGAGCUAAUGAUAACAUUUUAUUAUUCCAUUCAAAGUCUUUCUAGACUUAAAAAUGUACAGAUAAACUUAGAAUUAUAUCCCCUGUAACCAACGAAGGCAACAUUUUUAGAUAAACUUUCACUUGAGUUGUGCAACUGACUAAGUGUGAUAAUCUGUUUUGACAAAGAUAUUUCUUAAACUGUGUUAGCAUAACCAAAUGAAAUAUGCUUUGAAGCAGUUUUCCAAAUUAGUAUUUUCAAACUUAUUUUAAAGCAAUAGAACUCUUUGUAUGAUCUCAAUCCUGCACAAAGCUCUAACAUAUAAUAUACAUAUAAUGGACCUACUUAUUUCCCAAACCCUCUUCUGUGCCUUGGAAGUUUCUUCUGAGAGCCCUAGGAUUCCAUUGAACCAUUAGAAAAACAUUGAUCUAAAUCAUCCAGUUCUCCCCAUUUUCUCUAAAAUAAUCAGCUAAUUAAAGACAAAAAAAAUUGAGACUCAAUGUUUUGCAAUGGUUAUCUUAAAUACCCACUUCACUUUGCACAUGUUAGAAGCCAGACUGAUGGAGCUUUAAAUACUGACUUUAACUGGUGCUUGGUUAUAGAUUACAGCAUCUUGUGUUUUGUUAUUUGACAAAGAGAAUUUUGGUGCCAUAAUAUUUUGAGAAUUAGAGAUAAUUCUGAUGCACGUAUGAAAAUAAUGUGUUUAAAAAUAUCUAAAUGUUUCAAAUAUGUACAUAAUCCUAAAAUAUACUGUAUCAUUUUAGAUUUUUUAAAGAUUAAUUUGAUAUUUUUUAUUCAUUAUCUAAUACUGUGGCAGGAAAAGGUGCCUUUGAUAUUGUGAUAUAAUGUCAUGAAUGUGUGCAUUUAAAAAACCUGUGUAAACAUCUACCUUUAUAAAGCAUAACAAGUGUAGC